CGGGCCAAGUUACUUAUGGUCCGGGCCGGGCUGGACCAAUAACCGACCCCAAAAUUGUAGCUGUUGGAGCUGCAGUUUGCUAAUAUAAACAAAUCAGUACCUAAUUUCGAUAUAGAUAUUCUUAAUCUCUCUCCUCGAUCCCGCAGUCUUAGGGCGGCAGAACCCUCGCGAUGGCGAGCAACUCCCAAACGUCAGGAGAUGGCCCUCCACCAAAACCAUGGGAAAGAUCAGGGCCUUCUUCUUCUGGGCCUACGCCUUUCAAACCACCCUCUGCUGGAAACACAAGUGAUGUAGUAGAGGCAUCUGGGACAGCACAGCCUGGUGAAGUUGUUUCAACUUCUGAUAGGAAUACAACUGUUAAUAGGAACACACUUGCUCGGCCUGUACCUUCUAGGCCUUGGGAACAACAGACAUAUGGAAACAGCACCUACGGAGGAUAUGGUUCUGGUUUGAAUUAUAACUCCGGCUAUGGAGGUGGGGGGAUGUAUGGCUCGUAUGGUGGAUAUGGAGCAGGGUCCUAUGGCAACGGUUUGUAUGGAAAUAACAUGUAUAGAGGAGGCUAUGGUGGACUUUAUGGAGGUGGCAUGUAUGGUGGUGGCGGAAUGUAUGGCAAUGGUUAUGGAGGUGCAAUGGGUGGCUAUGGAAUGGGCAUGGGUGGCCCCUACGGUAACGAGGAUCCUAAUAACCCUUUUGGACCUCCUUCCCCACCCGGUUUUUGGGUCUCACUAAUGAGAGUGAUGCAAGGUGUGGUGAAUUUCUUUGGACGAUUUUCGAUGUUGAUUGACCAAAAUACGCAAGCACUCCACUUGUUUAUGUCUGCCCUCCUUCAGCUAUUCGAUAGGUCCGGAAUGUUAUACGGCGAACUUGCCAGAUUUGUUUUGAGAAUAUUAGGAAUCAGAACAAAAUCGAAGAAAGUACCUCCUCCUGGAGUGGAUGGCCUUCCCGGACCAGCAAAUACCGGAGGAACUCAAAACUUCGUGGAUGCGCCCAAAGCUGCCCCUAGCGGCGCCUGGGACACUGUCUGGGGCAGUGAUGCCAAGAGCAAGGACUAAAACUACACAAAUCUCGUCGUCUGACUUGUAGACUAUGGUAAAAUCUAAUACCAGUCUCUGUUCAAAGCCAGUCGAACCCGCAGCUAAGGAUGCACAAGGCUAUGAUUUGAACAUGCCUUCGGUAAACAAAAAAAAUUUAAAAUAAAAAAUUAUGUUAGUUUGUGUUUAUCAUAAGUCUAUAUGUAUACAUACAAGUAUAUAAUUUAUAAACAUGAACUUUGAAUUAUAUAUGCAGGUAGUUUUCUUCUUUUGGCUGUGCAUUGCGUUUUGAAAUUCAGUUGACGUGUACUUCGUCCGUGGGAUAUUAUCAAAUUUAUUUUGAUAAAUAAUAGUAAUAUUUUUAAUUAAAUUU
This is a messenger RNA of Andrographis paniculata, 1404 nucleotides long. RefSeq names its product peroxisomal membrane protein 13-like. The transcript has 5 exons. Lineage: Eukaryota; Viridiplantae; Streptophyta; Magnoliopsida; Lamiales; Acanthaceae. The record is from RefSeq and is a predicted model, not a curated record. Gene Ontology annotation, biological process: protein import into peroxisome matrix, docking. Bases 171 to 1052 code for a protein of 293 amino acids. Gene Ontology annotation, cellular component: peroxisome; peroxisomal importomer complex; peroxisomal membrane.